Messenger RNA from Parathielavia appendiculata, 1434 nucleotides. RefSeq lists its product as uncharacterized. The transcript is spliced from 4 exons. Gene Ontology annotation, molecular function: chromatin binding. The record is from RefSeq and is a predicted model, not a curated record. Bases 1 to 1434 code for a protein of 477 amino acids. NCBI's taxonomy places the organism in Eukaryota, Fungi, Ascomycota, Sordariomycetes, Sordariales, Chaetomiaceae.
AUGGCAUCGGCGCGCAAGAGGCCCCGGACUGAGCCCGAAGACAACCGGGCCGAAUGCCCGUUCACGAUCAAGAUUGUUGAUCCCAAGGAUAAGGACCAGAAGAAGAAGAAGCGCAAGCGGACUGAGACUGGUGAUGAGGACGACGCCGCCCAUAAGGUCAACCUGCAAAUGUCGCCCUUUGCGCCCUCCGGCAAGUUUAAGACACAUGAGACGAUGGACCUCUACUACCAAGUCGAUCCGGCAAAGAGAUGGACAGACAUGACGAGAUACAACAGCUUCGUCCGUAAGUUCAACUCCUCGCCUUCCCAACCUGCCCACGCCGAACCGGGAACGCUCAAUGGAAUCAAGUACUUCAGCGAGGGUUUCAUCUAUGUCGCGAAUGACUCCAGCAUCGAGCGCCAAAAGGCUGUCAAUAACAAUGAGCCUAUCCAGCCGAGAAAGAAGUCGGACGACGACUGGGUUGCGCGCAUUUUAGAGAUUCGCGCCAGCGACGAGCACCACGUCUAUGCACGAGUCUACUGGAUGUACUGGCCGGACGAGCUCCCGCAGGGAACUCACGACGGCAAGAAGGUGAUCCAGGGCCGCCAACCAUACCACGGCAUGAACGAACUGGUCGCCUCCAACCACAUGGACAUCAUCAACGUUGUGAGCGUCACGCAACAGGCGCAAGUGAAGCAGUGGUACGAAGAGAACGACGAAGAGAUACAAAAUGCGCUGUACUGGCGGCAGGCAUUUGACGUCCGGACAUACGAGCUCUCGACGGUCGAGCUGGUCUGCAGCUGCAACACCCCCGCGAACCCGGACAAGAUGCUGAUCGGGUGCACGAUGGAAUCGUGCAAGAAGUGGAUGCACGAGCAGUGCAUCCUAGACGACGCGCUUCGGGCGGCAUACAAGCGCUUGGGCACCGACAAACCACACCUGCCCCCAGUCUCAACAAAGAAGGAGGAGACCGGCGACGAGGGGAAGCGCCCAUUGAGCCCCUCAGACACGGGUGCCGAGGGGUCUGCGGAACACUCGAUCGACGUUAAGGCCGAAGGAGGUUCUGUCCACGUCAGCACAAAAGACAACGUCGACGUCCGGCAGGGCCCCGCCGAUGACGAAGAUGCCCAAGCUGCGCCGGAAGACUCCCUGCCCCUGCGACCCGCCGACCAGCCGCGCUCGACGAGCGAGAUCACCGACACACCGAGCAAGCCCUCGACCGCGGGCAAGUCGACGGCGGGCCGCAAGCCGGGCAGGCCACGGAAAUCUAAGGGUGCGGAAGCCAACGGCGAGAGCUCGCGCCCGUGGGAGGGGCUGUUCGCGGCGACGAUCAAGACGGCUGACAUGGGCCCGCCGCUGAUUGAGUUUCGGGACCUGCGCGAGGGGGUUGUCGACGGCGAAAAGACGUGGACAGAGCCUGUCAAGUGCCUGCUUUGUGGGAACCAAGUCAAUUAG